UGAUGUGUCGUGAUUGUCCGACCUAAAAUAUCAAUAUUUUGGAAUUUAUGAAAUAAAAAUACUAAUUACUGAGAUAUAUUUCGUACUUAUUUACUAUUUAACUUAUUCUACAAUUAUAUGGUACAGAAAUGGAUGACAGGAACAUGGAAUCAAGCAGCUCAAUUUUACCUGACGAUUCAAGCGACCAUUCUAAAAGCAUUAUACACAUAGACGUCGAUUGUUUUUACGCUCAAGUAGAGAUGGUGCGGAAACCAGAACUUCAAUCCCUUCCACUUGGAAUCCAACAGAAAAACAUCGUUGUGACCAGUAAUUACGAAGCUAGAAAGUACGGUAUACGGAAAUGUAUGCUCGUGACGGAUGCGUUGAAUGUAUGUCCAAAUUUAAAAUUAGUUAACGGCGAAGAUUUACACGACUAUAGGGCAGCCUCAAAUAAAAUAUUUACUGUUCUUCAAAGUUGGAAAUGCCCAGUCGAAAAGUUAGGUAUGGAUGAAAACUUCAUUGAUGUCACAAACUUAGUACAAGAAAAACUAAAAACUGUAAAUAUAGCCACCAUCACACUCUCUGGUAAUAUGUAUAGUGAAUCAAGCCUGGAGUGUAUCUGUGGCUGCCAAAAAAGGUUAAAGAUAGCAUCACAAAUAGCUAGUGAAAUGAGGAACAAAAUCUACGAUGAAUUAGGCUUCACAACUUGUGCUGGUAUAGCUCAUAAUAAGCUGUUGGCUAAACUUAUCUGUCCGUUCAAUAAACCAAAUGACCAAACCACUAUUUACCCAGAACACGGGGCCAGUUUUAUGUCUACAUUGCAGAAUGUCCGCUGCAUACCUAGUAUUGGAUCAAAAACUACUGAAACUCUUAUCUCUCACAAAAUUAUAUCUGUGAGUGAUUUACAAACAGCCCCUUUGGAUGUACUCAAAAAGCAUUUUAGUGGAGACAUGGCUGUUAGACUGAAAAAUUUAAGUGUAGGUGAAGAUAAUACUCCAGUAAAGCAAACAGGAAGGCCGCAGAGCAUUGGCUUAGAGGAUAGCUUUAAGACUGUUAGUGUGAAAAGUGAGGUUGAAGAGAAAUUUGCUGCAUUAUUGCAAAGAUUGCUAAUUUUAGUUAGAGAAGAUGGACGCAUUCCUGUUUCACUCCGAGUAACUUUACGAAAGAAGGAUGUGAAACGGUUAAGUAGUCAUAGAGAGUCCAGACAGUGUCAAGUGUCUCCUUCAAUAUUCACUAUUAAUAAUGGAGCACUAACAGUCACAGAUGCAGGUCAACAAAAAUUGAUGAGCAUAAUAAUGAGAUUAUUUAACAAACUCAUAAACUUGUCUAAACCAUUCCAUUUAACUUUAGUGGGUCUAGCCUUUACAAAGUUUCAGGAGCGAAUGACAGGGAGAAGUUCAAUUGUAAAUUAUUUAAUGAAUGAUAUAUCUGUGCAGUCUGUUCUAAACAUUCAAAAUGAUUGCGACACAUCAGCUUCCUCUAUGGAUUACUCUGCAGCCUCACCCAGCAGUAGUACAACCACUGAUCUAUCUGAUGCUGAAGUGGAACCGUCACCUAAGAAGCCUAAAAAAGUGACAUGGAUAGCAAAAAGAAGAUGUUUGUCUAAGGAAGAAGUUGCAUCUCCCAGUAAAUUGAAAGUAGGUGAACUGAGAUUGAAUUCAAGAGAAUUGGAAAAGGUUUCAGAACUGAGAUUAAGUUCAAGAGAUAGAUCCCUCACACCUCGAGCAAGUCCAGCAAAAGAUAAUCUCUCCGAUAACUCAGACACUAUGAAAGACAUUGCAGAGGGAGACAAUUGUGAUGACUGCCCCAGUUAUGUUGAUAAAGAAGUUUUUAAUGCUCUACCAGAUCAGAUGCAACAAGAGCUUAAGGCUAUGUGGAAAAAUCCCUCCAGCUCAGAUAUGGUAACCAGAAGUAGCCCCAGAACCAUGAACAAAGCAAAACCCAACUCAAUCAUGAAAUAUUUUGUUCCACACAAAUAGUAUUUAGUAAGAUUUUAUCUUGUUAAUUAUGUUAAGUGAAUGGUUUCUAUUUUUUCAAAUCAUACAAUUUUUAUUCAGCUGAUCAAAUACAUGUUUAUGUUAUAAAGCUGAUUUUUAUUAUUCUAUACCAAAAG
Molecule: messenger RNA, 2092 nt
Organism: Pararge aegeria (speckled wood butterfly)
Lineage: Eukaryota; Metazoa; Arthropoda; Insecta; Lepidoptera; Nymphalidae
Gene: PolI
Product: DNA polymerase iota
Exons: 2
Coding region: 129-1958 (609 amino acids)
Biological process (GO): translesion synthesis
Molecular function (GO): DNA-directed DNA polymerase activity; damaged DNA binding
Source: RefSeq, a predicted model, not a curated record